GAGGGGCCGCGGCUGGCGGCGGCGCGGCCGGUCGCGCCUCCUGGGCGCCGCGGGGUCGGCCGGCCCCGAGCCGCGCCGCGCCAUGGCUUUCGCCAAUUUCCGCCGCAUCCUGCGCCUCUCCACCUUCGAGAAGCGGCGCUCCAAGGAGUACGAGCACGUCCGCCGCGACCUGGACCCCAGCGACGUGUGGGAGGUCGUGGGGGAGCUGGGCGACGGCGCCUUCGGCAAGGUCUACAAGGCUAAGAAUAAGGAAACUGGUGCUUUAGCAGCUGCCAAGGUCAUUGAAACAAAGAGCGAAGAUGAACUGGAAGAUUAUAUGGUGGAGAUUGAAAUACUGGCAACCUGCGAUCAUCGACACAUCGUUAAGCUGCUGGGAGCAUUUUACUGGGAUGGCAAACUCUGGAUCAUGAUCGAGUUUUGCCCGGGAGGGGCAGUGGAUGCCACCAUGCUGGAGUUGGACCGGGGCCUGACCGAACCCCAGAUUCAAGUGAUUUGCCGCCAGAUGUUGGAAGCCCUCCAUUACCUCCACAGCAAAAAGAUCAUCCACCGUGACCUGAAGGCAGGCAACGUGCUGCUCACGCAGGACGGCGACAUCAAGCUUGCUGACUUUGGAGUGUCUGCCAAAAACAUGAAAACCUUGCAGAAGCGAGAUUCCUUCAUUGGAACCCCUUACUGGAUGGCCCCAGAGGUGGUGAUGUGCGAGACCAUGAAAGACACUCCUUAUGAUUACAAAGCUGACAUCUGGUCCCUGGGAAUUACGCUGAUCGAAAUGGCCCAGAUCGAGCCGCCCCAUCAUGAGCUCAACCCCAUGAGAGUCCUGCUGAAGAUUGCCAAGUCUGACCCUCCCACGCUCAGCUGCCCUUCCAAAUGGUCCCUGGAAUUCAGAGACUUCUUGAAGACUGCCCUGGACAAGAACCCGGAGACGCGGCCAAGUGCUGCACAGCUGCUGGAGCAUCCCUUCGUUAGCAAGGUCACCAGCAACCGGGCCCUGCGCGAGCUGGUGGCAGAGGCGAAGGCUGAGGUGAUGGAAGAAAUCGAAGACAGCCGGGAGGAAGCGGAAGAGGACGACUCGUCCGAGUCCGCCUCUCCCCCUGGUAAGCACAAGCGGGAUCCCUCUGAAGUAAGUCAGCUGAGUUUUGAUGGGGAGAAACCUCCAGACUCUUCGUCACCCAUGAUAGUUAACGGGCCUGUGGAGACUGGAAAGGAGAAUGCAGAUGGACAGAGUGAUAAAGUGAAGGGAGAUGAAGGGAUAAGCAGUGACAACAAAAACCUGGGGAGCAGCCACUCCACGAAAGCUAUCACGAGCAAUGCUGCCACUGGCACAGAGGGUGGGGAAGUCAUCUCCGGCGCUCACGGCAAGCUGAGUAACUCAACCGAAGAAAAUAAGCAGCCAGGGCCAGCUAGCAAAGAGCAGAAGAGCAUCGGGGACCGGCCAGAGAGCAGCCACUUGGAAAACUUCAUGGAGGAUAAACUUGCCAACGGGAGCUUGGAUUCCCCAGCUCCAUUCUCCAGCAACCGGUGCAAAAGGGAUUCAGAUUCUGGCAGCACUUCGGCUUCAGAAAGCAUGGAUCUCACCAUCUCGCUGUCUGCUGACCUGUCCCUCAACAGAGAGAGUGGCUCGAUCUCUCUGAAGGAUUCUCGGAUGCAGAAGAAGACGUUGAAGCGGACUCGGAAGUUUGUGGUGGAUGGAGUAGAAGUGAGCGUCACCACCUCGAAGAUCAUCAGUGAGGAUGAGAAGAAAGAUGAAGAGAUGAGAUUUCUCAGGCGCCAGGAGUUGCGGGAGCUGCGUCUCCUUCAGAAAGAGGAGCACCGAAACCAGGCCCAGCUCAACAGCAAGCACCAGCUGCAGCUGGAGCAAAUGCUCAGGCGCUUUGAGCAAGAAUUGACGGCAAAGAAGAAAUUCUAUGACACUGAACUGGAGAACCUUGAACGUCAGCAGAAGCAGCAGAUUGAGAAGAUGGAACAAGAUCACUCGCUGCGCCGGCGAGAGGAGGCGAAGCGCAUUCGCAUGGAGCAGGAACGGGACCAUGCCAAAUUUCUGGAGCAGCUGAAGCAGAUGAAGAAGGAGGUCAAGAAUGAGGUUGAAAAACUGCCACGGCAACAGCGGAAAGGAAACAUGAAGGUGAAGAUGGAUGAUUUUUCCCAAAAGAAGCAAACCAUGGAACAGGAGUUUUUGGCCAAGCAGAAAGAGGAUCUGGAGUUGGCCAUGAAGAAUAUAACAGCCCAGAACAAAAAAGAGAUUUGUGACAAGGAACGCGAGUGCCUGAACAAAAAGCAGCAGCUCAUGAGAGAUCGGGAGGCCUGCAUGUGGGAUCUUGAAGAGCAUCAGCAGCAGGAGAAACACCAGCUUGUCAAGCAGCAGCUGAAGGACCAGUACUUCCUCCAGAGGCAUGAGUUGCUCCGGAAGCAUGAGAAGGAAAGGGAGCAAAUGCAGCGAUACAACCAGCGCAUGAUAGAGCAGCUGAAAAUUCGGCAGCAGCAGGAGAAAGCCCGGCUCCCUAAAAUCCAGAGGAGUGAAGGGAAGACGCGCAUGGCGAUGUACAAGAAGAGCCUUCACAUCCACUCCAGUGGGAGCGCAGCCGAGCAGCGGGAGAAGAUAAAACAGUUUGCUCAGCAGGAAGAGAAGAGGCAAAAGGCAGAGCGGCUGCACCAGCAGCAGAAGCAUGAGACACAGAUGAAGGACAUGCUUGCCCAGUGUGAGGGCAACACGAACGAGCUCCAGCAGCUGCAGAAUGAAAAGUGUCACCUCUUGAUUGAACAUGAAACUCAGAAGCUAAAAUCCCUGGAUGAGAACCACAACCAGCACAUGAAGGAGUGGCGGGAUAUGCUGAGGCCACGGAAGAAGGCUCUGGAGGAUGAGCUGAACCAAAAGAAGCGUGAGCAGGAGAUGUUCUUCAAGUUGAGCGAGGAGGCAGAUGGACCAACCCCAGCAUCCCCAACCAAACAUGCCAAGUUUGUCCCAUUCAGUUCUGCAGAAAGCUUGUAACACCUAGCAGCUGGCGGGCCACCAGCUGGUACUUGCUCUGUCCUCCUUGGCUGCAGGUGGGCAACCUGGACUCGGAAGACCCUCUCGGCAACCUCUUCUCAGAACAGCACCAUCCUGUCCCCUCGCUCUGUCUGGGAUAAAUGCAGCCUCUGUCUUACGCUGUGAGACGCUGACUUGGUGGCUUUUCCAAGGGCUGGUCUGCUCAGCAAAGCUCCAUACUGGGAAGCCUGGGAGGGACCGUAUCUGUGAUCUUCUUUGCACUGUUAGCUGAAUUUGAAUGCAUCACCUUUUAUGUUGAGGCUGGUGCUCACUGGGCUUGUCAGCUCUGACUGAAGCAAUUAACAGUUCUGAACAGGAGAAAUGGGCAGUAGCUCUUGUACUCUGUCCAGUUACCUCCAGAGAGGUUAUUAACCUCUCUGCACUGUGGCUGCUUGUCCUCCCGGUCCCCUCUGUCAGGGUAAAUGACUUGUCUGUGGCAAAGCAGCUUUGGCAUUGUCUUAAGCUAACCUUGGCCUCAUGGACCCCCAACACUUGCCUUAGAAGAGUUAUUUUUGCCUAUUGUGGCCCUUCUUUGCUCAAGGGAGACACAGUGGUUUGGAUUUUUUUUUCUUUCGAGGAGAGGGGGUUGUGUUUUUUCUUUCCCCUUCCUCCCAGUAUAGACCGUGCAGGAAGGGGACUGGCUGAGCUUGCUUUAGAAGAUGCCUCUCCUUCUUUAUUUGCCUUGAUUGCUGGCACACCAGUCCCUCUGGCGCCUACCUGAUGCUAUCUGAUGAGAGUUUGGAAUAUGGCACUGAAGGCUCAGGCCCUCAGACUCACAGCCAGCAACAUGCAGGUCAUAGCUGAACUGCUCAGCUGGCUGAAGGCUUUUGUGUAUUAACCAAGUGUGUGUGUAUGUGCAGAGGGAGAAGCUUGUAACGGUGUCCAGUUCUGUGGUGACACAGUAAGGUGUCAGUCACAGUUAUGUGCCUUCUAGUCAGGGCAAGUGAGAGAGGGAGAAGGAUUUUAUUUCCAGGUGUCUUGCGGUCACACGCAGCUGCUUGAGCUUUGCUAAGUGCCAUAUAUGCAUGGACCAUGUAGGUCAGCCAGCCUGGCCACCUUGCUGUCAGGGUUACGGGCUGCAAAGCGUGCUUUGAAAGCAAUGACUGAGUCUUGAAGUAAGAGAUGCUAGGGAAGAGGAAAGACAGUUCACACUGGCUUGUUACUCUCAGCGUGACUUUUUCCACUGAUGUCUUAUUUCCUUAUGAUGUGCCACAGUCUAUCUCAGAUGAUUCUCCUCCCUUUCUGCUUGUGGCAAAGGAACAGUGGCACGUCCAGCCCUAUGUCCUCCUUUCUGCUGCAUGGUCAUGUGGUUCAGUUGGACUGCCCUUCUCCACUUGCACAAGCCGCUGCUUGGCUGAGCUUCUAGGUAGGACCCAGAGCACUGUCCUGGAGUAGGAGACAGUGAUCUCACUGGGCAGCAGCCCCUUCUUUACACAACCAGAGUGAUCAAAAGGCAUAUGGUAGCACUUAAGUUUUUCCCUUUCUGUUGAUCUCUGGACCACAUUGUUUAUUUUAUGCCUGCUUCCCUAGCAAGAAAAAAAAGGCUGUCUCUACUGAAAAAAAAAUGUUACCUUAAAAUCCCAGGUGUUGAUUCAGGGGCACACUGACAUUUCAGGAAAAGGUGUAUGAGGUGUAUUGGACUGUAUUGGUAAGUAUUGGUACGUAGCCCAAGGGGCUGGCCUCCAAGGUCUUUAACACCUCUUUAUCUGAGGAGUGCAUUUACUACCUAGUUAGAGUUCAUAAUACGUGUCUACAAGCAUCAUGCAAACCAGCAGGACUGCAUCCAUUUGGGCCACCCCAAAUUUCUUCUGAAUCCACACCAUUAAUGUCUUUAUUAAUAAACACAGGCAGCCUAGAUAGUGAUUGAAGGGCUGGGACCCUUUGCAAGCAGACUGCAGAGGGGCUUUUCAGUAACUAGCCUGCAUUCCUAGCCAGAUCACCUGUCCCGUCUCCAAAAGCAUCAGCUGUACCUUUUGGAUAUGAUGAUAGCGCCGGGCUGGGAGCUGAUGUAAGAACGAAUAAAUGCAGAGGGUUGUUUCUGAACAGGAACGUGUUGGUCUGAGCUUUCUAAUAGCAUUAGAAAUGUGCAGUGGCAGCCCCAGGGAUUUAGUUCCCAGUCCCACGGGUGUCAUUCUGGAGCUACUGUAUGAAAUGGUUGUUGUCACAGAAAUCAGAACAUGGCACCUGCCAGUGUGAUCCGCAGAAGGACGUCUCGCAGCAUGCUGUCCCUAACAUACCUCGUCUAGCUGAAACGUUUCAUCACCUCUCUGAAUGCCCUCUUGAAGCAGUCCCGUGAGAGUCAGUUCUCUGGAUGUUGUGCAGCCCUGAGGAUGGAGGUCAUUUCUGGGGGCUUUUAAAGAGCUGAUGUGAUCUCCCCCCAUUGUAAAUCAGUUGUCCCUUCCUCCAGCUGAGCAUAUUUGCAGCCUAGAACCAGCAACUUAAGUUCCCCUUUUGCUAAUAAAGGGUGGGAAUGGUUUUGUCCCCUGCGGUUUGCCCCUCCUCUGUCCCUUUGCCAGGCGUGCCCUGGCUCUGGGCACUGCACCCCUCUGCUAGAGGAGGGCAGGGGAGCACAUCUUGCAAUGGUAAUGUUUACAAGGUGGUUAUUUUUCCCCCUUUAAAAAAGGAUGUUUUGUUGUUUGCUGUUCAGAAAUAACCACGGAUAAACCCAAUUUAUUUUUGAGGGGGGAAGGGAUGCCUUUUUUUUUUUAAUAUGGCUUUGAAUAAAAGGUUUUUAAUAUUUUGUAAAGCGUCUUCAGUGGGGCCACCACUCUGAUGUAAAGAGCAUUCUAAUAAAGUAACAGAUCAAGAAA
Messenger RNA from Dromaius novaehollandiae (emu), 5835 nucleotides. RefSeq names its product serine/threonine kinase 10 (gene STK10). Bases 83 to 2986 code for a protein of 967 amino acids. Gene Ontology annotation, biological process: protein phosphorylation. The transcript is spliced from 19 exons. Gene Ontology annotation, molecular function: protein serine/threonine kinase activity; ATP binding. The record is from RefSeq and is a predicted model, not a curated record. Lineage: Eukaryota; Metazoa; Chordata; Aves; Casuariiformes; Dromaiidae.